ACGUGUAAUGGACUGGACGGGACGCUUCUUCAGGAACAACAACACGGCUACUCUUUCUACCACGUCGGUAGCUUGCUAGCCAACAUAAAACUGAAAGAUUGAUGCUUUAGACCAUGUUUGUGUACAUUAGCUAAUCUCAGUGUUUUAAACACUUUUCUGUUGACGUAUCAACUGGUUAACUUUAACCUAAUUUGCUUGUUCAUUUUGCAAACGUGUUAAAUAUACUGAGGUUAGCACUGGGCUAGUCACUAAUGCUAACUAGCUAGCUAACAUUCCUGACCAUGAGCUCACUAAACUACUCCUACCCUGGUAAAGAAGAGGUCUGAUGUAUGGAGAAAGAAGCUCUGGCGCUGAACAUUGUCUUGGAAGAAGAAGAGCUGGGUGUUAUAGUGAAAGGAGAGAAAGAAACUUUCAGAAUGAAAAAUGAGGGAGAAGAGGUUGUUAUAGUGAAGGAGGAAGAGGAGGCUGUUAUGGUGAAAGAAGAGAAAGAAUCUUUCAGAGAGGAAGAGGAUGCUAUCUCAAUAACGGUGAAGAGAGAGGAGAUCUGCUGUAUGGAGAAAGAAGGUCUGGGAAUGAACAUUUUCGUGGAAGAAGAAGAGGGGGCUGUUAAAGUAAAAGAAGAGAAAGCAUCCUCUUCCUCUCUAAAAGAUUCUAUCUCAGUAAAGGUGAAGGAGGAAGACGUUUUGAGAGUGAAAGAGGAGGAGACAGAAGAUCCGAUUACCACCCGAGAGAGACAUGACUAUGGUGGAUCCUCUGGGGAGCCUCAACAACAUCCUGAUGCUGACGAGACAGAGAAGAGUCUCUCCAGAUCAGAACACCAGAUGGACAACGCUAGCCCUUCCUCUCUCCCGGAGUCCCCGUGUCGUGCCUCUCCCGGUAGCACUUUACUGCUGGGUAUGAAGAGGUUGUCUGUGCUGCUGGUGGACUGCAGGAAAACAACAGGGCUGAGUGGAACUGUAAGAGGAGGAGAAGAGAAGAAAGGAUCAGAUUUGACUCAUCAAAGAGAAAAACCAAACUCGGAGGAACCAGAGAUGUCCAAACCAGCAAGACGACACCUCUGUUCUCAGUGUGGAAAGAGUUUUAGUAAGUUAGGAAGCCUGAAAGCUCAUGAGCGAAUACACACCGGGGAGAAGCCUUACCAUUGCUCCCAUUGUGGAAAGAGUUUUAGCCAGUUAGGAAGCCUGAAAGCUCAUGGCCGAAUACACACAGGGGAGAAGCCUUACCACUGCUCACAUUGUGGAAAGCGUUUUAACCGGUUAGGAAGCCUAAUUGCUCAUGAGCGAAUACACACAGGAGAGAAACCAUACCAUUGCGACCAGUGUGGAAAGAGUUUUAACAAGUUAGAUAACAUGAAAUCUCAUGAGCAAAUACACACAGGGGAUAAGCCUUACCACUGCUCCCAGUGUGGAACUAAGUUUACCAAGUUAGGAAGCCUGAAAAGACAUGAGAGGACACACACCGAAGCGAAGCCUUUCCAUUGCGCCCUGUGUGGAACGAGUUUUAACCAUUUAGGAAACCUGAAAAGACAUGAGAGAAUACACACAGGGGAGAAGCCUUUCCAUUGCGCCCAGUGUGGAAAGAGUUUUAGCUUGUUAGGAAAUCUACAAUCUCAUGAGCGAAUUCACACAGGGGAGAAGCCAUACCAUUGCACCCAUUGUGGAAAGAGUUUUAACCAGUUAGGAAACAUGAAAUAUCAUGAGCGAAAUACACACGGGGGAGAAGCUCAGUGUGGAAAAAGUUUUAUGCAGUUAGGAAAGCUGAAAGCUCAUGAGCAAAUACACACAGGGAGAAGCCUUACAAAUGUCACUUAAAAGGCAUGUGAGAAUCCACAUAGGAGAGAAAAAUAACUUCUAGUGUGUAAACUGAUAUUUCACAUCACAUUGACUUUAAAUUCAUCAGAGAACAUACACAGUGCUCCCGUUGUCUUAUAUUGUUGACCGAUAAUGUGUUUACCUGUUUAUACCAUAUGAAAUUGAAUUCUACAAAGUAUACUCUAAAAUAUAUUUGUAUAUCUUUGUUAGAAAAUAUGAAUUGAAUAUGGAGUGUCAGUUUGAAUAUAGAGUAGAUCAGAUUCCAUUUGUCCAAUGCUCCUUUUUUUAAACUCUGACUAUGUGUGUGUUUAUCUGCUUGUGUCAUUCCUCCAGCACUACAGAUAAUCAAGUGAUAUUUGGAUGUGAUGCAUUUGCUCCAUUGUUUCACAUUUGCAUUGUUUUCCCACUGAUGAUUUAAUGAAAUGAAAAUGUUCACUGACUCACCCACGGAUUAAAUAAAAUAAAUAAAGAAUCUUGGUUUCA
Messenger RNA from Salmo salar (Atlantic salmon), 2294 nucleotides. The record is from RefSeq and is a predicted model, not a curated record. NCBI's taxonomy places the organism in Eukaryota, Metazoa, Chordata, Actinopteri, Salmoniformes, Salmonidae.